Messenger RNA from Sorex araneus (European shrew), 735 nucleotides. RefSeq names its product S-phase kinase-associated protein 1-like. Gene Ontology annotation, molecular function: cullin family protein binding. Gene Ontology annotation, biological process: SCF-dependent proteasomal ubiquitin-dependent protein catabolic process. Gene Ontology annotation, cellular component: cytoplasm; nucleus. Bases 90 to 581 code for a protein of 163 amino acids. The record is from RefSeq and is a predicted model, not a curated record. NCBI's taxonomy places the organism in Eukaryota, Metazoa, Chordata, Mammalia, Eulipotyphla, Soricidae. The transcript has a single exon.
AGUGGCCUUGUUCUCUGCCUUUCUCUUCCUUGUGCUGAGGGGGCUUGGUUCUCGUCAACCUCCAGCCCACCGUCUCCUGACCGAACAUCAUGCCUUCUAUUAAGUUGCAGAGUUCCGAUGGAGAGAUUUUUGAAGUUGAUGUGGAAAUUGCCAAACAGUCUGUAACUAUCAAAACCAUGUUGGAAGAGUUGGGAAUGGAUGAUGAAGGAGUUGAUGACCCAGUUCCUCUUCCAAAUGUUAAUGUAGCAAUAUUAAAAAAGGUUAUUCAGUGGUGCACCCACCACAAGGAUGACCCCCCUCCUCCUGAGGAUGAUGAGAACAAAGAAAAGCGAACAGAUGAUAUCCCUGUUUGGGACCAAGAAUUCCUGAAAGUGGACCAAGGAACACUUUUUGAACUUAUCCUGCCUGCAAACUACUUAGACAUCAAAGGUUUGCUUGAUGUUACAUGCAAGACUGUUGCCAAUAUGAUUAAGGGCAAGACACCUGGGGAGAUUCGGAAGACCUUAAACAUCAAAAAUGACUUUAUGGAAGAAGAGGAAGCCCAGGUACGCAAAGAGAACCAGUGGUGUGAAGAGAAGUGAAAUGCUCUGCCUGACACUGUAACACUGUAAGGAUUGUUCCAAAUACUAGUUGCACUGUUCUGUUUAUAAUUGUUAAUAUUAGACAAACUGUAGACAAACGCAGCAGCAAAUCAAUUGUAUUAGCAGAAUAUUGUCCUCUGCAUGUGCAGUUUGA